UAUAUGUAUUAUAUAUACACACAUUACAGGCGUAACUCUUCUACUUCCCAACCAUUCUAUAAUCUUUGUUCUUCCGGCCAAUCAAAAUGGAUGACAAACUAAGACUAGCCGUCGGAAUUUUGGGAAACGGAGCUUCCUUGCUGCUCUAUACAGCUCCAGUAUUAACAUUUUCGAGGGUGUUUAAGAAGAAAAGCACAGAACAAUUCUCAUGUUUUCCUUACGUUAUGACACUCUUCAACUGUUUGAUUUACACUUGGUACGGUUUACCGAUUGUGAGCCAUCGAUGGGAGAAUUUUCCUCUUGUCACCAUUAAUGGAGUUGGCAUCGUUCUUGAAUCAAUCUUCAUUUUCGUAUAUUUCUGCUACGCGUCGCCCAAUGAAAAGAUUAAGGUUGGUGUUAUAUUUGUUCCGGUGAUGGUUGUGUUUGGGUUAACAACGGCAAUCUCAGCCGUGGUGUUUGACGACCACCGUCACCGCAGAUCAUUCGUCGGAAGUGUUGGCCUCGUGGCUUCUAUCUCCAUGUAUGGUUCUCCUCUCAUCGUUAUGAAAAAAGUGAUAGAGACAAAAAGUGUGGAAUACAUGCCGUUUUACUUGUCACUCUUUUCAUUUUUGGCUAGCUCUCUUUGGCUGGCCUAUGGUUUACUUAGCCAUGAUCUCUUUCUUGCGUCACCUAAUAUGGUGGGGACUCCAUUGGGGAUUCUCCAACUUAUCAUCUAUUUUAAGUACAAGAACAAGGGGCCGCCAAUUACAACAACGGUGGUGAGCAAAUGGGACGAGGAGAAGAACAAGAGUAAACUUGAGCUUGUAGUUGACGUUGAUCAUGAUGGUGAUGGUAAUGACAAUGAGAAGAAGUUCAUGAAUGCAUGUUAGUUCGCUUUCAGCUUUAUCAGUUUUAACUUUCUUGGAUGUGUUUUCCUCCUCCAAAAACUAUGUGUGAAUCCAUCCAGAGAUGUUACGUCACCGUCAAGGUCUCGUGGGCUGUGCUUUCAUUACAUGAUGUUACAUCUCUAUUCUUGAUCAUGUGAAUAAAAACAAGAAGAGUUUUUGUCUUCGACGACAAAAGA
Molecule: messenger RNA, 1063 nt
Organism: Raphanus sativus (radish)
Lineage: Eukaryota; Viridiplantae; Streptophyta; Magnoliopsida; Brassicales; Brassicaceae
Product: bidirectional sugar transporter SWEET3
Exons: 6
Coding region: 87-869 (260 amino acids)
Biological process (GO): carbohydrate transport
Cellular component (GO): membrane
Molecular function (GO): sugar transmembrane transporter activity
Source: RefSeq, a predicted model, not a curated record